CAACAGAAGGAGUAAAUGUGACUGAGCGAAACGGAAUACUCCAAAUCAAAAAUUGUCAAAAGAUUCAUAUUUCUCUUACCCCUAUCUAAACGAAGGACAUACAUGAAGAAAAUGAAAUGAAAACUGCUGUUUCAAAAACAGUCAUCAGUAUCAUUUUCUCUCCUUACUAUUUACAUACUUUGAGUAAAAUCUCUAAGACUGCAAAGAUGAGAAAUAGACAGACACUGUAGUCUGUAUGUAAAAUUAUCUGUAUGUAAAUUUGUUUUUCGAGUUAUCUUGAUCGAUUAGUUAUAAAACGAAUUUAUGUGUUCGCCUCAAACAUAUAAAAUGCACCAAUCAUUUUCCUCUACUUUAAACAAUCAUCAUACGUUGGCUACAAUCCCAAAUUUCUAAACAUCGUGUAUCGAGGUAAAAACGGAAGCUAUAUUGUUCUAAGCAGGAAUAUUUCCGUUUGUAAAUUUCUAUUGAGUAAACAGGUAUUUAUGAAUGAUUGUUUAAUUUUCGGUAGAGGAUAACCCACAUUUAAUGAAAUCAUUUUAUUGUAUAUUCAUGAUGGCCUAUAUUUGUCUUGAUACUCAAAAUCAUAUAUGAAAAAUAAUUAAAUAUUUUGUUGCUUAAUAAAAAAAUCGAAUUUAAAUGCAAUAUUUAAAGAAUAAAUAUACCAUAUGGAAUUCCUCACACUUUCCAGAAUUACGACAAUUUAGAACUGUGGAAUUAUCAUGUACUGGAUUAUUAUUUCACCAUGCAAGGCCUCAAGAUUUUGUGAAAUCUCAAUGGAUGUGUUUUACACCGAAAUAUUUCACAAUAUAUCGUGUAUCUCUGGCAAUUCUUUUGUUAGUAUGGAUUAUAUACGAUAUUGUUAGAGAAACAAUCAGACUUUUCGACCGUUCUGAAUAUAGUUGGAUCACGUAUGGCACAAAUUGGGGAUUUCUGAUACUUACCAUAGUUCAUAUAUCACUAGCUAUCUACUGCUUGAUUUACAACAUAAAAUAUUCUAACCAUGAACCAAGAUAUUAUCAACCGAUAUGGUUUCUGUAUAACUUAUCAGCAACAUGUAUGCUUGCGGUUUCUGUCAUAUUUUGGUUUUCAUUGUCGAACAUUCCAUUGAAUGUAUUCACAAGUUGGCAGAGUCGAGUUAAACAUUCAUUAACUUCAAUCUUGGUCGUAAUUGACACAUGCCUUUGUGCUAUUCCGAUGCGAAUGAUACAUGUCAUUUAUCCUUGUCUACUCGGUGUGAUAUAUAGUUUAUUCACAUAUUUGUUUUGGUUACUCGGUGGUGCAGGUCCUUAUAAUAAAGGACAAAUUUAUCCUUCCAUUGAUUGGAGUAAACCACAACCAACAUUACUAGCCUGCUUUAGUGCUUUGAUGUCUGCUAUUUUAUGUCAUGCCAUACUUUAUAUAAUCUAUUUCGUACGAGUAAAUAUAAGCGCUAAAUUAGGAGGUCGAGGUUUCAUGCUCAUUAAAGAAUCGAAGGACCAACAGUGUUAUGACAAUGAGGAAUUUGAUUUGAGCGAAGCGAUCAGUGAGAGUGGCAAACAAACUAUCCAGAUAAGGAAGAUGCAAAAUCCACAAACAAUGUAUCAAAAAUAUGGUACAAUUGAAUAAAACAUUAUUACUUUAUACACGUAGUGUGUAGACCAAAUUUUCAUAAGGUUAUCUUUAAAAAAUUGCUGAACAUUGAUUUAGUAUGAGGUGGAUACUAUUUGUUAGUGUCAUAUUCAUUUCUAUUAUCCGAUGUUAAACUGUUCCCACUUCUUAUACUGAAAAUGUGCUUCUAAUAAAUACCGACCAGGAUAGUAAGGUGUGUUUCACCAAUCGAAAUUCUGUCCCUUUUUCUAAAUCCAAAUCAGAUAUGACAAAGGACUGCUAUUGGUCACUUAUCGACGAAGUCAAGAUCGGAACCAACCUAAAUCUGAGACCAUUUUCACAAUAUGGAAUGUUUGAAUGGUUCUGUUAUUCUAUCUUAAUGAUAUUGUUAAGUCAAA
Schistosoma spindalis is the source of this 1985-nucleotide messenger RNA. The record is from the annotation of a GenBank genome assembly. NCBI's taxonomy places the organism in Eukaryota, Metazoa, Platyhelminthes, Trematoda, Strigeidida, Schistosomatidae.